Messenger RNA from Onychomys torridus (southern grasshopper mouse), 1840 nucleotides. It is a transcript of the gene Slc35e3, whose product is annotated as solute carrier family 35 member E3. Gene Ontology annotation, cellular component: Golgi apparatus. Lineage: Eukaryota; Metazoa; Chordata; Mammalia; Rodentia; Cricetidae. The record is from RefSeq and is a predicted model, not a curated record. Gene Ontology annotation, molecular function: antiporter activity; nucleotide-sugar transmembrane transporter activity. Bases 219 to 1160 code for a protein of 313 amino acids. The transcript is spliced from 5 exons.
GGCCAGGAGCAGCCGCGGCGUCUCCGCUCCGAGGGCGGCGGCCCGGGCCCUGGCUGGCGCAUGCCUGUCUCCGGCCGGAGCGUGAGGCGGGCGGGCGGCUGCGGCAGGCGGCGGUGGAGGGCCCGGGCAGCCGGAGAGCGGCCGGGCGCCCCGCGGGGACGCUGGACAGCCCGGGUUUGGCCGAGGGUGCUGCUGCUCCGCCGCCGCCGGCGGGCAUCAUGGCAUCGCUGGCCGACCGGGUCCGGGGCAACGGGCGCAUCGCCGCGGGGCUCCUGUUCAACUUGCUGGUGUCCAUCUGCAUCGUGUUCCUCAACAAAUGGAUCUAUGUACACCACGGCUUCCCCAACAUGAGCCUGACCCUGGUGCACUUCGUGGUCACCUGGCUGGGCUUAUACAUCUGCCAGAAACUGGACAUCUUUGCCCCGAAAAGUCUGCCGCUCUCCAAGCUCCUCCUCCUGGCCCUCAGCUUCUGUGGCUUUGUGGUCUUCACCAACCUCUCUCUACAGAACAACACCAUAGGCACCUAUCAGCUGGCCAAGGCCAUGACCACGCCGGUGAUCAUAGCCAUCCAGACCUUCUGGUACCAAAAGAGCUUCUCCGUCAGAAUACAGCUCACGCUGAUCCCUAUAACUGUAGGUGUCAUCCUAAAUUCUUACUAUGAUGUGAAGUUUCAUCCCCUUGGAAUGGUGUUCGCUGCCCUCGGUGUGUUAGUUACAUCCCUUUAUCAAGUGUGGGUGGGAGCCAAGCAGCAUGAACUGCAGGUGAAUUCCAUGCAGCUGCUCUACUACCAGGCUCCCAUGUCCUCCGCCAUGCUGCUGGUGGCCGUGCCCUUCUUUGAACCAGUGUUCGGAGAGGGAGGAAUAUUCGGACCCUGGUCAGUUUCUGCUCUGCUUAUGGUACUGCUGUCUGGAGUAAUCGCUUUCAUGGUGAACUUAUCGAUUUAUUGGAUCAUUGGGAACACAUCACCAGUCACCUACAACAUGUUCGGACACUUCAAGUUCUGCAUCACCCUGUGCGGAGGAUACAUUUUAUUUAAGGAUCCACUGUCCUUUAACCAGGGACUCGGCAUCUUAUGCACACUGUUCGGCAUCCUCACCUAUACCCACUUUAAACUCAGCGAACAGGAAGGAAGUAAGAGUAAGCUGGUCCAGCGGCCCUGAGCUUUGGCGGAGAAGAGAAAGCCGCACCAAAAAGAUGGGAAAUGCCUAAAUCACUGGAGAGGCCACCAUGCAGAGUUCACUCAGUGACUUACAAGAAGUAUUGUCUUCACAAAUCUGAAUGUUUUCAGUACCUUUCAUCGACGUAAUUUUCUAAAUUAAAACCAAAAUGGUUGGAGCUUCUCUUCGAAGACUUUAUGAAGCAGGAGCCGUCACUCAGCGGUAGAGUGUCUGCCCAGCAUGUGUAAGGCCCCAGCUCAGACUCCGACACCUUCAAAGAGACAAUACAUACUCCAUAUGAGAUGGUUUCAUUCUGCCAACCAAAAUAUAGGAAGGUUCGGGGCCAUAGGAACAACAAAGGGCUGCAUACUCCAGUGCCGCAGGUAUGCCCCGGCUUGGGGGUCACGCUCUCCCCAGGAAGGGCACAUAGGACUCCUGCCCACUCACCCCCGGUUUCCCACUGUGAGGUUUAUUAUAUGCUAGUCAGUGUAUGCAGUGCAGGAGACUGACCCCAGAGUCUAGCACUUGCCAGACAAACACCACCACUGAGGGACACCCACAGACCUGGAGUCUGGAUUUAAGUGAAAAAGAGUGGUGUAUGUUAGCUUCUUUAUCAUUUGGGCAGAAUGAUGGUGGUUUUGAGACAGGGUCUCACUAUGUAGCCCUGGCUGGUCCGGAAUGUA